This is a messenger RNA of Penicillium atrosanguineum, 648 nucleotides long. Its product is annotated as GFA family protein. The record is from RefSeq and is a predicted model, not a curated record. Gene Ontology annotation, molecular function: carbon-sulfur lyase activity. The transcript has 2 exons. Lineage: Eukaryota; Fungi; Ascomycota; Eurotiomycetes; Eurotiales; Aspergillaceae. Bases 1 to 648 code for a protein of 215 amino acids.
AUGGCUGAAAUGGACUCAUCCUUUGGCGACCCGCUGCCGACGCCGGCCGUCACCAACAAUCCGCCCGAAGAUACUCUAUCAUCCGAAGAAUGGAAGCACCGCUCACCCUAUUACAUACAAUCCCCCCACGAAUUCGGCGAAAUCAAAUGGCGUGGCCAUUGCCAAUGCCGGAAGAUUUCAUUUUCCCUGAAACGGGACAAGCCUUUGAACUCGAAAUACUGCCAUUGUGUGGGCUGUCAGCGAAUGCACGGAGCGCCCUUCCAAUGGGCCGCCAUUUUCCAUAAGAAUGAUAUUUCUUUCGACAGAGGAUACAGUGGUCUAUCCUUCUAUUCCUCUGCAGAAAACUCUGCGAAAUACCAUACACCGACCAAGGUCGCCUGUGCAUACUGUAGAUCUCCUCUCAUGGACGAGGGGCGAAAUACGGUGCUUUUGUUCCCUUCGUCGAUCGACUUUGAGGGCUCCUUCGACGAGCAGCGGUCGCUCAGAGCGUCAUUUAAACCAACGAGUCACAUCUUCUACGAGCAACGUGUGAUGGACAUGCCCGAUGGGAUUACCAAGUGGUCAGGUAUGGACGAAAAAGUCAGCGGGUGGAUGAUCAAGGGAAACCGAUUGAGAAAUAACAAGUCAUCCCAUGAGAAACUGAUGUAG